Molecule: messenger RNA, 956 nt
Organism: Lepus europaeus (European hare)
Lineage: Eukaryota; Metazoa; Chordata; Mammalia; Lagomorpha; Leporidae
Gene: SCGN
Product: secretagogin, EF-hand calcium binding protein
Exons: 11
Coding region: 1-831 (276 amino acids)
Biological process (GO): regulation of presynaptic cytosolic calcium ion concentration; regulation of long-term synaptic potentiation
Cellular component (GO): nucleus; synapse; cytosol
Molecular function (GO): calcium ion binding
Source: RefSeq, a predicted model, not a curated record
AUGGACAGCAGCAGCAAGCUGAUUCAGGGGCGCUGGGACGCUGCGGGUUUCUGGCAAGUCUGGCACCGCUUGGACACAGAGGAAAAAGGUUACAUAGAAGAGAAGGAACUUGAUGCUUUCUUUCACCACAUGCUGAAGAAAUUGGGUACUGAUGGUGCACUCCUGGAGGAGAGUGUGCAGCAGGCGAAGCAGCAGUUUAUGGGCGCGCGAGACGGCUGUCAGGAUGGCCGCGUGCCGAUGAAAGAGCUUGCCAGAAUGUUCUUGUCUGAGGAUGAAAACUUCCUUCUGCUCUUUCGUUGGGAAACUCCCUUGGACAGCAGCGUGGAGUUUAUGCAGAUUUGGCGCAAGUAUGAUGCUGACAGCAGUGGCUUCAUAUCAGCGGCAGAACUUUGCAACUUCCUCCGGGACCUCUUCCGGCACCACAGAAAGGCCAUUUCCGAGGCUAAGCUGGCAGAGUACACAGGCACCAUGAUGAAGAUCUUUGACAAAAAUAAAGAUGGUCGGUUGGAUCUUAAUGACUUGGCAAGGAUUCUGGCUCUUCAGGAAAACUUCCUUCUGCAAUUUAAAAUGGAUGCUUGUUCUACUGAAGAAAGGAGGAGAGACUUUGAGAAAAUCUUUGCGCACUAUGAUGUUAGUAAGACGGGAGCCCUAGAAGGCCCAGAAGUGGACGGGUUUGUCAAAGACAUGAUGGAGCUUGUCCAGCCCAGCAUCAGCGGGGUGGACCUGGAUAAGUUCCGCGAGAUUCUCUUGCGUCAUUGUGAUGUGAACAAGGAUGGAAAAAUCCAGAAAUCCGAGUUGGCUUUGUGUCUCGGGCUGAAAAUCAACCCCUAAUCUCCGGACGGCCUUGCCUUCUGCUCCUGUGGUGUUUCUGUUUCAGCUGCGUCUGCGCUUACUGCUGGGGGCACAGUAGUCACAUUUCCUCAUAGCUGGUGUGGUUUUCUGUGGGCAAGGGUUGG